CUGAGCCUGGCCCGGGAGGUGAGGGGGGCUGGCGGCGGCGGCGAUGGUGAUGGUGCGGGGCAUGGCCGGGCUUGUCAGGGGCGAGGUGGCCGCCACCGCCGGAGCAGCGUUUGCCUGGAGAGCGAUUGAUGGACUGGAGGAGAAGCUGGCAUGUUGCAGACAGAGCAUGGAGGAGGUGGAUCUUAAACUGCGCAGGGAGAAGCUCAGCCCUGAAGGAAGAAAGUCACUGGAGAGAGAGAGAAACUUACUAAUGACCAAAGCUGACAAGUAUGAGAAAGAACUGAGUGUGCUUCAUAAGGAAAAUCGCAAGAAUGCUGCCCUUGCUGUGGCCAUGGGGUUGCUGAUUGCUCUUAUUUACACCUGCUGGAUGAUGUGAUUGCAUUCAAGAGUUCUCCCUGCUGACCAAAUGACUGUCCUGCAAGGAGCUCUUUCUCCCCUCACCACUGUGCCUCCUCCAAGGGUGAGAAUCAACAUUUCAAAUGGCUGUUCUUGUGUAUCCUCUCCAAGCCUCAUUGUAGGGAAGCUUUUUCUCUGAGAACUGAGGGGGAUGGGAGACAAACCAGAAAUCACAGCUCAUUUGUGGUUGGAAGUCAGGUCAAGCAGAGCUCAAGGUGGUGCUGUCUCACCCAAAACACAGUCAAGGCCAUCAAGCCUGAUGCAGGAAGGCAAUACAUCCUUGCUUCUGAAGAGGACCUCUGUGGUUGCAGACAAGUGCUCUCUGCUCAGCCCAGUUGGAAUACAUGGCACCUUCUUGGUUCCUGUGACUCAGCCAUAAGCUGAAGGGACACCAAGCUCCUUGAAUCAAAGGGUAACUUGGGUAUUGUGACCUAAAGGCUCCACCUGUUCCCAGAAGUGAGAUAAAGAUGUUUCCUCCUCCAUGCUGACUUACAGGACCAAAGGAAUCCUACCUGCACAAAAACAGGAGGAACGUAUCUUUCUGCACGCAGGUUGCAUCCAACUUCAGAUCUGGGUGCUUGAGCUUUGAGAAGGUCUACCUACCCCUCCCAUGCAUCAGAGCUUAGUAGCCAUUUUGCACCUCUGAGAAUCAACACUUGAGAAUUUACUAUCAACUCCCAGGGAUGGAAGUGCCUCUGCAGGGCUUAAAUAAAAUAAUUUGACCUUUUAA
Messenger RNA from Phalacrocorax carbo (great cormorant), 1126 nucleotides. Lineage: Eukaryota; Metazoa; Chordata; Aves; Suliformes; Phalacrocoracidae. The record is from RefSeq and is a predicted model, not a curated record.